This is a messenger RNA of Gilbertella persicaria, 3510 nucleotides long. RefSeq names its product PMCA-type calcium-translocating P-type ATPase. Bases 1 to 3510 code for a protein of 1169 amino acids. The transcript has 5 exons. Gene Ontology annotation, cellular component: intracellular membrane-bounded organelle; membrane. Gene Ontology annotation, molecular function: ATP binding; ATP hydrolysis activity; P-type calcium transporter activity. NCBI's taxonomy places the organism in Eukaryota, Fungi, Mucoromycota, Mucoromycetes, Mucorales, Choanephoraceae. Gene Ontology annotation, biological process: intracellular calcium ion homeostasis; calcium ion transmembrane transport. The record is from RefSeq and is a predicted model, not a curated record.
AUGGCUCAUCAUCAUAUCGAUCUAGCCAGUGAAGACCCGACUAUCAUUGGUACACCUAAUCCCUCUGCAUUUUUAGAUGAUGAAAAAGCAGCACACGAUGUCAAAAUUGAUUUGAGAGACAAUCUUUCACCACAUAAUGAUCCAUCGAAUCCAUUUGCAUUUACACCUGAACAAUUGUCGUCUUUGAUGGACCCAAAGAAUUUGCCUUUAUUACGUAGUUAUGGUGGCCUUGAAGGUGUUGCUCGUGGUCUACAUGUGGAUCUUAAGGCAGGCCUAACACCCAAUGCUCCCAAGCAUCCUCAUAUCACAUUAGAUCAAGUCAUAAAAGAAAAGGACGAUUCUAUCUAUGUCGAAGAAAUCGAUGUGAAGAGAACACCUACGAUUCAUUCGAUAGGUAGACAAUUGACUCACAGAACAGAUACAACUGUGCCUGUGCCUGAUGCUUCUGCCUUUCCUCAAAGAAAAGCUAUCUUUGGCUCUAAUGUACUUCCAGAAACAGAAACAAAAAGUAUCUUUCAACUAAUGUGGAUCGCAUUUCAAGACAAGACUUUGAUUCUUUUGGCUAUUGCUGCUGUCGUUUCUUUGGGUGUUGGUCUUUAUGAAGAUAUUGCUGUUCCAGAAUACGAUACACUCGGCAAUCGUAUCCCUGGUGUUAAAUGGGUCGAAGGUGUGGCUAUUAUUGUUGCUAUCAUGAUGGUUGUUCUUGUGGGCAGUGUAAAUGACUAUCAGAAAGAAAAACAAUUCCGCAAGUUGAAUGCAAAAAAGGAUGAUCGCGCUGUCAAGGCAACGCGUGAGUCUACUGUGAGUAUGAUCUCUGUUCAUGAUAUUCAAGUGGGUGAUAUUCUUCAUCUUGAACCAGGAGACAUUGUUGCUGCUGAUGGUGUUUUUAUUGAAGGUCAUAAUCUCAAAUGUGACGAGUCUGCUGCUACUGGUGAAUCUGAUGCUGUUCGUAAACAAAACUGGCAAACAUGUGAACGUUUAGCUGCUGCUGAAGACAAGACCUUGGAAUCCCCUUCUUCUGAAUCUGGUUUCAAAACUAAAAAGACAACUCAACCCACAGAGCACAAGUCCGUUUCAGAUCCUUUUAUUAUCUCUGGUUCCAAAAUUCUGGAAGGUGUAUGCACUUAUCUUGUUACUAGCAUUGGUGAAAACUCUUACUAUGGCCGCACUAUGAUGGCACUUCGUUCAGAACCUGAAAGUACUCCUCUUCAAGAAAAACUUAAUGAUCUAGCUGAAUUGAUUGCCAAAAUGGGUUCCGCUGCUGGUUUACUGAUGCUGAUUGUAUUAUUGAUUCGCUAUUUUGUAAGCUGGAGAUAUGGAGUCCCUGAUCAGCCUACCGAAAUUGUGAUGGAUAUCAUGAAGAUCUUAAUUGUUGUUGUAACUAUUGUUGUUGUCGCUGUACCUGAAGGAUUACCAUUGGCUGUUACACUAGCACUUGCUUAUGCAACACAACGCAUGCUUAAAGAUAAUAACUUGGUGCGUGUAUUAGCUGCAUGCGAGACGAUGGGUAAUGCAACUACUGUAUGCUCAGAUAAGACGGGUACCUUAACUCAGAAUAAAAUGACAGUAGUCGCUGGUACAUUUGGCUCCUCCUUCCGCUUUAUCAAGAAUCCACCCGCAUCGCGCUCAGACUUGUUUGAUAUCAAAUUGGUUGCAUCCAACGCACCCAAGCAAGUUUUGAAUAUUAUCAACCAAUCGAUUGCUGUAAACUCAACUGCUUUUGAGGGUGAGAAUGAAAAGGGAGAACCUUGCUUUGUUGGUAACAAGACUGAAACUGCUCUCUUGCAAUUCUCCCGUGACGUCAAGGCUGAACAUUACGAUACGCUUCGUACGCGUUGGCCUAUUGAACAAGUCUAUCCUUUCAGUUCAGAACGUAAGGCCAUGGCUACUGUGAUUCAAGUUCCUCAUCCUACACAUCCAAAUCAAACUGUCUAUCGUGUUCAUGUCAAAGGUGCAUCUGAAAUUAUUUUAGGACUCUGUGGCUAUACACUUACGCUUCAAAAGUCAUCCAAUGAUGAUUAUCAUGGUGCCACGACUCGAAAAAUGACUGAUGAAGAUGUAGACCGUAUUAAUCGCAUUAUACAGAGCUAUGCUACUCGCAGUUUAAGAACACUCGGUCUUGCCUAUAUUGACUUUGAACAAUGGCCACCUAGAGGUCCACUAGCAAACACUGACGAUGAUGUUCCUUAUGAUGAUAUUGUUCGAGACAAGAACUUGAAUUUCCUUGGUGUCGUUGGUAUCGAAGAUCCCCUUCGUGAAGGCGUACCUGAAGCUGUCCAAGCAUGUCAAAGAGCAGGUGUGUUUGUACGUAUGGUGACUGGUGAUAACAUUGUUACCGCUAAAUCAAUUGCUAAGCAAUGUGGUAUCUAUACUCCUGGUGGUAUCGUCAUGGAAGGACCUGCAUUCCGCAACUUGCCUCAAUCUGAAAUGGAUUCUGUCUUGCCUCGUCUUCAAGUAUUGGCUCGUUCUAGUCCUGAAGAUAAGCGAAUUUUAGUGAGUCGUCUUCGUGAAUUGGGUGAAAUUGUUGCAGUCACUGGUGAUGGUACAAACGAUGGCCCCGCUCUUAAAAUGGCAGAUGUUGGCUUUUCUAUGGGUAUUGCUGGUACUGAGGUAGCCAAAGAAGCCUCUAGUAUUAUUUUGAUGGACGAUAACUUUUCUAGUAUUGUCAAGGCUAUCAUGUGGGGUCGUUGUGUGAACGAUGCUGUAAAGAAGUUUUUGGAAUUCCAACUUACGGUCAAUAUUACAGCAGUCAUUCUUACUUUCAUUUCUGCAGUAGCAAGUACAGAACAGAAAUCUGUCUUGACUGCUGUUCAAUUGCUAUGGGUUAAUUUGAUCAUGGAUACUUUUGCCGCUCUUGCAUUGGCUACAGACCCCCCUACCGAAGAAUUAUUGAACCGUCGUCCUGAACCUCGAUCUGCACCUUUAAUUACGUUCAAGAUGUGGAAGAUGAUUAUCGGCCAAGCCAUUUUCCAAAUCACAGUAACGCUGGUGCUUCUGUAUAGUGGUGUUCUACAAUAUCCACAAGAAAGUGCUCUUUUACAAACAGUCGUCUUCAACACAUUUGUUUUCUGUCAAAUCUUUAACGAAGUCAAUUGUCGAAGAAUUGAUAGUCACCUUAAUAUCUUCAGCAAUAUUCUUGCCAACAAAUUCUUUAUUGCCAUCUUCUUUAUUUGCGUCCUUGGUCAAGUCGUCAUUGUGCAAUUUGGUGGAGCCGCUUUCCAAGUGGUUCCUUUAGACGGAGCUCAUUGGGGUAUCGCCAUUGUGAUUGGUUUCCUUUCACUGCCUAUUGGUGUUGUUAUACGUCUUAUCCCUGAUAACAUCUUUGGUUUCCUCUUCUUUAGUUCUUCUGCACGUGAAAAAUAUCUGGGGGGCAAUGAGAGUGCUAUCCCAUCUGUAUACGUUGCAGGCAAUGAACGCAUGCCCUGGAACUCUAACGAGAGAUCAAAUACCAUGCACUCUAGAAAUGAUCAUCGCUCCUUUGCAUCAGAAUCCAUCCAUAGUCUUGAAUAA